This is a messenger RNA of Leptopilina boulardi, 1660 nucleotides long. Its product is annotated as probable RNA-binding protein 18. The transcript has 5 exons. Gene Ontology annotation, molecular function: RNA binding. Lineage: Eukaryota; Metazoa; Arthropoda; Insecta; Hymenoptera; Figitidae. The record is from RefSeq and is a predicted model, not a curated record. The coding region runs from base 393 to 1007 and encodes 204 amino acids.
CCAAUCAGUGAACAGAACAGGAAGAAGCAUGUGGUUUUUAAAAAUGGUGUCGAACUCAAUGUUUGACGCGAUGAAACAGAGUAGAGUAUUUAAAAAUAUCCUGACUAAUUAUAAAUUAUCGUGUUCAAUGUAUGAUAACUAAGAUAAAAAAAAAGUUCCUUUCUCGUGAUUUUUUAUGAUAUAUACAAAUGUGUGAGUUCAUAAUGUUGAAGGGAGAAGAAUUUUUUCACAGUUGACAUGAUGAGAGAAAACGAAAAGAAGAAAUGUUUUCUAAGGUUUCUUCAUAAAUAAUUGAAACAAUUCUAGGAAUCCCUGCAUGGUAAUCAAUACGUACACGGAAAAGGCUUCCUUACUAUUAAUAUAAUAAUAAUCUCCCUCUCAAUUCGCCAAUAAUGGAGAUGAAUCCAAAAAUUCCCCUUCCAUUAGAGCCCAUCAAGACUAAUCAAAUAGAGGACAGAAGACUGUGGGUUGGAAAUUUGGAUUUAAGAAUUAAUGAGUACCAACUCCUAAAACUCCUUCAAAAACAUGGAACAAUUGAAAAGUUUGACCUACUAUUUCAUCGAUCGGGUCCUCAAGCUGGACAACCACGAGGUUACGCCUUCGUCACGUAUAAAUUGGUGAAAGAUGCUGAAUGUGCAAUGGAAAAAUUGCACAAUCUUCGAAUUGGCUCGAAAAAUAUUGUCGUACGAUGGGCACAUAGCGUCAGCGAGAGCGACAUGGAGAAACCUAAACCAAAGAUUGAUAUUCCAGCUUUGGCUGGAGCGAAAAAGGAAGACAAUAAAAUAAGUCGUGAAACUGCCAUUCAGGCGAUUGAGGCAAAAUUGAAAAUGAUGCGAGAAUCUCCAGAGGAAUUUGAACUCAAUAAACCGCUCGUGGGAACGCCAAUGAUUCAACAAUAUGUGAAAUCCGAUAACCAAAAACCGUCCACAUCGACGCGAUAUCGUCACAAUCAUGGGAGCAAUUACCAAAAUAGAAAACCUUAUAAUCGAGCAAAACCGAAAAGAUAAUUCUCACUUUUUCAAUAUUUAUUUGUGACAUUAGCCACAAAAAAUAAUAUAUAUAGUAAAUUAAUUGCGACUACAUUGACCAAUCAUAAUCUCAUUUUGAUUCUCUACUUAAAUAUUAUUAUUAUUAUUAUUUAUUAAAAGCCCUCGAUUAAAAUUUUAUAAUUACAAUUAAAAAUAAACUAUUGUAAUUAUAUUUCCCUUAUUAGUAUUCUAAAUAAAAUAAAUAAAUUUACUUAUUUAUUUUAUUAAAAAAUAAAUAAUAUUUUCUUUCUAGAAAUUUGAUUCUAGAUGUACAUAAAAAUGUCCCUUAUGAUAAAUAUAUAUAUAUUUUAAAAAAUGAAAGAUACUCGAAAUAAAAAAAUAAGUCAGAGAUUCUACGUCCGCCACUAAUUUAUAUAUUUAUAUGUAAAAAAAAAGAAAAUGAAUGUAAUGCUUUAGAUUUUUGCAAAAUAAGCAGAAAAAUGAUUCCUACAUACUUAGGUGCAAAUGCUAUUGUCAGCAUCGAUAAAAAUGCGAGUAUUCCUCAGUUUUUUGUGUAUACAAUUUAAUGACUUAUAACGUGUGAUAAUUUUUUUUUCCCUGUAUUUUUGUUAUAUAAAAAUACAAUAAUUGUACUCAAUAUUUUUUUUAAAAUAAAUGCAAAUGCUCCUGUA